Xiphias gladius (swordfish) is the source of this 1635-nucleotide messenger RNA. It is a transcript of the gene naxe, whose product is annotated as NAD(P)HX epimerase. The record is from RefSeq and is a predicted model, not a curated record. Bases 241 to 1092 code for a protein of 283 amino acids. Gene Ontology annotation, molecular function: NAD(P)HX epimerase activity. Gene Ontology annotation, cellular component: mitochondrion. NCBI's taxonomy places the organism in Eukaryota, Metazoa, Chordata, Actinopteri, Istiophoriformes, Xiphiidae. The transcript is spliced from 7 exons.
GACACUUUCAGGGCUGCGCAUACUUCACCCGUAAGUUGGCGUCUCUGCGCCGUUUAAAAGGGACACAGGCGCAUGCGGGAGUUGUUUUCCAGGACGGGCUUGCUAACGUCCGGCGAGCCCCAUUAAAUAUUCCGUCGCGCAGCGACCCGGCAGCCCGUACGUGGCGAACGUUGGCCAAACAACUUCCGCAGACUGUGUGCCAGGAAACCGAAGCUGAAGUCGCAGUUUGGAUCCCUCUGGAUGUUGAGUGCGCGGGCUCUGUUUGGGUUCGGCGUCCUGGUGACCUCGCGAGCCGCUGCAGUUCUCGCUCAGACAGGGACAUGCCCACUGUCCCCUGCAGCCAGCAACCACAAGAGGGACCGUUUCAGUAGCAGAGCAGCAUCCACCAUGGCCCAGACCAUCAAAUAUCUCGGGCAGGAGGAGGCCCAGCACAUCGACGAGGAGCUCUUCAGUGAGUACGGCUUCAGCGUGGACCAGCUGAUGGAGCUGGCUGGACUCAGCUGUGCCACAGCCAUCACACGGGCCUAUCCGCUCACUUCUCUGGUCAAGGCCAGACCUUCUCUGCUGGUGAUUUGUGGACCAGGGAACAACGGAGGCGAUGGCCUGGUCUGUGCCCGACACCUUAAACUCUUUGGUUACGAGCCCACCGUCCUGUACCCGAAGAGGCCAAACAAACCGCUGUUCCAGGGCCUGACAACACAGUGCCAGAAAAUGGAGAUCCCUUUCCUGACUGAGAUGCCUGAGGCCAAAAUGAUCGAUGAGGCUUACAACGUGGUGGUAGAUGCCAUCUUCGGCUUCAGCUUCAAGGGGGCCGUGCGAGAGCCGUUUGGUUCCAUCUUAAAUGUGCUGAAUAAGACCACAGUCCCCGUAGCCAGCAUCGACAUCCCCUCAGGUUGGGAUGUGGAGCUGGGCAACGCGGACGGACUCCAGCCCGACAUGCUGAUCUCUCUCACUGCUCCCAAGAAAUCAGCCUCCCUGUUCAGAGGACGAUACCACUUCCUUGGAGGCCGCUUUGUGCCACCCGGCCUGGAAAAGAAGUACCAGCUCAACCUGCCUCAGUACCCCGGCACGGACUGUGUGUUACAGCUGUAGGCGAUUUUUAGGAAUGGAAAGCUGUAGGGUCUCUACAAGGAAUAUUUCAACAUUUUGGCAAAUAAUGCUCAUCUGGUUUCUUCCUUAAGAGUUAGACGAGGAUAUCAAUACCAGGCUCAUGUCUGUACAUCAAGUACGGAGUUGGAGCCAGAGGUUGACUAAGUUAGCAGUGGAAAACCUGCUAGUCUGGCUCCGUGCUGGUAGAUGAGCUGUUUUCUCCUUUUUCCAGUCGUUAUGCCAAGCUAACCCUAUUGCCUGCUGCCUGUUGAUUCAAAUUUAGCGUGCAAACGUGAGAGAGGUAUCAAUCUUCUCAUUUAACCUUUUGGAAAGUGUAUUUUCCUAAAUGUUGAACUGUUCCUUCAGAUCUGGGAGUUUGACUGCUUCUGAUUGAGUGGUUGUGGGAGUGAGUUUAAGGCGGUAAGGUUUUAUAACAGAGCUAUAUUAGCUCUCUGCAAGAGUUGUCUUCCCGUGAAAGCACUAAGCUUGAACAUGGUGUUUGCUUCAACUACAUGAAAAUAAUAAAAAAAUAAAUAAUAAACAUGA